Molecule: messenger RNA, 1345 nt
Organism: Durusdinium trenchii
Lineage: Eukaryota; Dinophyceae; Suessiales; Symbiodiniaceae
Source: the annotation of a GenBank genome assembly
UCUUCAGUUUCUCUUCAUUUCUCCAACGAAGUAUGGAUGUCCUGUCGCGUCACAUGGUGCGUUUUCGGCGGGCGCUGCGCGUGGGUCUCCUGUUGAUCCUUUCGCACGGAGCACGCUUUGACUGGACAUUUCUGGGCCCAUUUGGAGACCUGAGGAAUCGCAGGCAUCUCCUCAGCUCCGGCCUUUUCCACACCGGCGCCCUCGUCCUCUCCGGAGAAACGGCUGCCGCCGAAACGCCUGUGGCGGGGCCCACGUACCGGACGCUGCGGGCGCCACCCGAGAUCCCAGUGGCCACAGCGGUGAUUUUGCUGCGGACCACGCAGGAGGCGGAGCGUUGGAGGGCGGAAGGACCGCGAAAACAGUGCAAUUCUGAGGUUUUUCCUGCUACUCAUGGAUCCAUUUGUUUGCUUAAUUAAGGUGCAUUGUAGUUGUACUGGUAUCAGAAGACGCACCUUAGGCUGAGAAUGGCCAGAAGGACCUUAGUGCAGGUCGGCUGCCCAAACUUGGACGAAAUGUGCAGUGAAGCAACCCUUUUCCAGGCGGCGCUGGAUUGGGGUGGCCCCUUCAGCAAACCUGGUUUAUACCAAACCAGCUUCAACAAGAAACGCAGUGAAGGAUUUCCUGCGUUCAAGGAGCGCUAUGCCACCUAUGACUUGUCUGCACUUUUGAACCAGACACAGCUGCUGGCCAAAGAUCCGCGCACCAAUCGUUUGUAUUUCUCCUUUUUGAACGAGGUCCAGUUUCGCACUCUGCAGGAUGGCAUCAAACGCCGUGGAGAGCAAGAACGGUUCGGCUUGAAUGUGGGAAAUCGUCUCUAUCGGAAGAUCUUGCAGGGCGAUGAAGUAGGACCUCGACUGGUCAAAGGCGAUACGUAUGAUCCGAAGGCUCCCGUGGACAUGUCAUCACCACUCUCAGGUCGUUGGCCUUCCUUAUCGCCUCCUUUACCCAAAGGUGGCUCUUCAGUCGAUCUGGCUAAGGGCAGUCAACGACUUUUGGACUAUUUGCGACGAGAAGGAUACUGUAAGGAUUUCACCCUUUCCAGCUUCAAGCUGAAAGAUGCUGGGAAACUCAGCUUCGAAAGCUUUGUCGAGGAGCCCAUCAACCUGGAAGCCACCUCAACUCUGAUGCGAAGCCGUGGAUUUCCUCCGCGCUACGACCAACGAAUCCUGCAAGCCUUUUUCGCCGACCGUGGCUUUGAUAGCGAGCUGGACGAUGAGCUCAGUGAUGCCAAGUCUGCAAUGAAAGGUGUUCGCACCAAAUGGCUGCUGACGCCUGAUCCUGAUGCAAGUCUUGAAUAGUUGGAAGACUGUAUAGAGGACUAAGUGAUCCGACAACCUUGAGGUCA